This is a messenger RNA of Oncorhynchus gorbuscha (pink salmon), 590 nucleotides long. Its product is annotated as pre-mRNA 3'-end-processing factor FIP1-like. Lineage: Eukaryota; Metazoa; Chordata; Actinopteri; Salmoniformes; Salmonidae. Bases 233 to 565 code for a protein of 110 amino acids. The record is from RefSeq and is a predicted model, not a curated record. The transcript is spliced from 4 exons.
GCUUGCCCUCUGUUGAAGGAUUUACUUCCGGGCACACGGUCCACCCGCUCGCUCGUCGAAAUCAAAAUGUAUGAACUGGAUAUUUUUCCGCGUUUCAAGAUAAUGCAAUAAUUUACGACGACUUCUGCUGUUUUAACUAUAGAUAUAUUUUUUGUUGUUGUUGUUGUUUGGUCGUGUGCAUUUACUUACUACUAUCCGUGAAAGAGACUUUUCUUACCGCUGGUUAAAGAAGAUGUCUGCGGAAGAGGCGGCAGACAAAACAACCCCGGCGGACGCGAGUGCGGGAGAUGGCGGAGACGAGGAAGAAGAGUGGCUCUACGGAGAUGAUGAUGAGAGAGCUGAUGAAGAAGAGGCCAAACUAUCCGCCGCUGUCAGUGCACCUAUUCCUGCUACUGAGUCAGAUGAGGCAGCUACUACAGGCAACGGAGUGGAAGCUCAGGAGAAGGAGCCAGGAGAUGAUGAAGACAGUGAUAGCGACAGCGACGAUGAUGACGAUGAUGUUCGUGUCACCAUCGGAGACAUCAAGACCGGAGCCCCGCAGUACACGUGCGUGUCUUUAAAGUAGAGGUCCCCACAGUACACGUGCGUGU